AUGGGUAUCCCGAUCGGUAAACUUGCGCUUUACGUGGCACUCGGUGGUGUUCGUCCUGAAUGGAUUGGACCGAAAAUGUUCCUGAUUCAAUAUGAGGACUUUGGUAAUUUGAACGCAUAUCGUUUGCUGGACAAAUAUAAGCACGUGUACAACAUGUUCAACGAUGACAUACAAGGACGUGCUGGCGUCAGUGUGGUCUGUGACGACAAGAGUACGAAGAUGAAGCUAUGCGAGUAUACAAUAUUAUUCUUUGGUGCUGGAGGAGCUGCCACUGGUGUUGCGGAAAUGUGCGUGAGGGAAAUGGUUGAGGAAGGCCUUACCGUGGAAGAAGCAUGUGCGAAAAUCUACAUGAUAGAUAUCGACGGUCUCAUCACGAAAAGUCGCAUGUCUAAACUAACACCGCGACAUUAUCCAUUCGCAAAAGUGCCUCGACCAAAGGUGGCGCAUUUACUGAAGAAGUCAUAA
Molecule: messenger RNA, 465 nt
Organism: Ostertagia ostertagi
Lineage: Eukaryota; Metazoa; Nematoda; Chromadorea; Rhabditida; Trichostrongylidae
Source: the annotation of a GenBank genome assembly